AUGAUUAUAGCACGUUUUCUAAUGAUAAAUGUAAUUGAUCAAUUAUUUGAGCAUUAUAAUCAAAAUCAUAGUAAAAUUUUAAUAAUUGGUUAUCUUAAAUUAAAUAUCAAAAAAUUUCAAUCAUCAUCAAGAAAAAGUCAACGAUCAAUAAUAAGAACUAGAAAUAUUGGUAGCAACGAACAACAUCUUUCAAUCAGAAUUGAAUUAUUAGAAGAUUCUACUCAACAUAGUACAAGUUCUUAUAUUCUUGCUAAAGUUGCUCUAGCUCAAAUUGUGCUAUAUCAAUGGAUGCAUAAAAUUCAUUAUUCAUUACAACAAACAAAUAUUUCUGUAAUUAUAUUCAAUGAUGGAGUGCAAUGUGAAACAAUAUCAUGUUUACCAACAUUAAUAUUUGAUUAUUUAGCUCAAACAUCAACUCGAAUAUAA
Molecule: messenger RNA, 426 nt
Organism: Rotaria sordida
Lineage: Eukaryota; Metazoa; Rotifera; Eurotatoria; Philodinida; Philodinidae
Source: the annotation of a GenBank genome assembly